Messenger RNA from Musca vetustissima, 1371 nucleotides. It is a transcript of the gene Ent2, whose product is annotated as equilibrative nucleoside transporter 1. Bases 1 to 1371 code for a protein of 456 amino acids. Gene Ontology annotation, cellular component: plasma membrane. The record is from RefSeq and is a predicted model, not a curated record. Lineage: Eukaryota; Metazoa; Arthropoda; Insecta; Diptera; Muscidae. The transcript has a single exon. Gene Ontology annotation, molecular function: nucleoside transmembrane transporter activity. Gene Ontology annotation, biological process: nucleoside transmembrane transport.
AUGGAUCGGAAUAACGAAAAGACACAUUUUCUAAGCAACACAAAGCCAGUAACAUUGUCACCAUCAUGGGAGGCCCAAAAACUACCAGAGGAUGAUUUAAAUUUCAAAGGUAUAGACAAGGAGAAGUUACCACUAAAACCACCGCUGGAUAAAUGGCGUUUGGUCUUCAUCAUUUUCAUGCUGCAUGGUUUGGGUACCCUUAUGCCCUGGAACAUGUUCAUCACUGCCAAGAGCUAUUUCGAAGACUUUAAACUGGCUCCGGUAGAUGGCAAUGGCACCACAAUCUAUGCCAGCAGUUUUAUGCAGUACAUUGGCUUCGCUUCGCAAAUUCCAAAUUUGAUUUUCAACUGGUUGAACAUCUUUGUGCAGCUGGGCGGAGAUUUAACCAAGCGUAUUGUGUACAGUAUCCUGUUUGAAUUGCUGAUAUUCAUUGUUACCGUUCUGUUGGCCAUUCUGGACUCGACAAAUUGGCAGGCAGCAUUCUUUUGGAUUACAAUGAUCAGUGUGGUGCUGCUAAAUAUGGCCAAUGGUAUUUAUCAGAAUACCAUAUACGGUAUGGCAGCCACAUUGCCUAUUAAGUAUACGGGUGCUGUUGUGUUGGGCUCAAACAUAAGUGGUCUGUUUGCUUCGGUGGUUUCGAUAUGCAGUACCUACAUAUUUUCCUCGCAUCGGACCUCGGCCAUUUACUAUUUCAUCACGGCUAUGUUGGUGCUUUUGAUAUGCUUCGAUACAUAUUUUGCAUUGCCGUUGAAUAAGUUCUAUCGUUAUCACACCAUGCUCAGGCGUAAGGAGGAGAAACCAUUGACAAAUCAACAAGCCGUAACUAAAGUGCCUUACUGGACGGUUUUCAAGCAAGCAUCACCUCAAAUGUUCAAUAUAUUCUUUACGUUCUUUAUUACCCUGUCAGUUUUCCCGGCCGUACAUUCGGACAUUAAGGCGGUGGCUCCGGAUUUUGUUAUUUCACCGGACUUGUUUGCCUCCAUCACAUGUUUCUUGACAUUUAAUCUUUUUGCCAUGUUGGGCAGUUUAACUACCUCCUGGAUUCAAUGGCCUAAACCAAGAUUCCUAUGUGUUCCCGUUAUAUUGCGUGUCGUUUUCAUUCCUCUCUUUUUGUUGUGUAACUAUUUGCCCAAGGGUGUGGAUCGUACCAUCCCAGUGCUAAUUACAAAUGAAUGGGUCUAUUGGAUCAUUGCCAUUGUAAUGUCUUACAGUUCGGGUUAUCUCAGCUCAUUGGGCAUGAUGUAUGCUCCACAAACGGUCCAACCAAAAUACCAGAUUACAGCUGGUAUGUUUGCUGCUGCUAUGUUAAUUACUGGUAUAUUUUCGGGUAUUCUAUUUUCGUUUAUUAUGCCUACAUUGGUGGCACUGUAA